CUUAAUUUCAUCUUGUUGACUCAUUGUGAGUUCUAAACUACAUCGCGAUUAUAUCGAGUCAAAAAUUCACUAAAUACAUUCAAUUUGAAUUACUAAACGAUGUUCUCAAAUUCUGUGUAAUUUUAUUGAAAAAUGAAGGGUUGGUGGUGCAUUUUCGGUGUUAUUCCGGUACUGGAAGCGAUAACCCUUCAGAUUAAUGAGUGUCCCAAUGAAUGUUUUUGCGAUGAACAUAUCGCAGACUGUCAUGAUAGAAAUUUGGAUAAAUUUCCAGACGGAAUAGGUGAUGCAGAUAUUGUCAAUUUAGAUGUUUCUGUCAAUAGGAUAACGAAAAUACCGGAUGGUUUGAGCAAAUUUGCGAGCUUGAAAUACCUCAACGUAUCUAACAAUAGGAUAGCAGCUUUAGGUCACAUGGACUUAACCAAUUUAACUAAUUUACAAGGGGUGGAUUUUACGUAUAACUCUUUCCACGAUUGGAAGGAUAUCCAUUCGCAAGUGUUUACGUAUUUACCGAAUUUAACGUACCUGAAUUUUUCCAGCAAUCCAAUUAGUAAUGUCCCUCCUCGUUCGACGCAUUUUAAAAUAAAAUCCCUAGAAAUUUUGAAAUUGAACAAUUGCUCCAUGACUACGAUUCCGAACGGGUUUUUGAGCGGUAUGACGAGCAUCAAAGAAUUGCAUUUCAGUUUGAAUCCUAUACAAAAAUUAAACACGAUUUUCUAUUCGAAAUCGCUCAAAUUAAUGGACAUCAGUCGAACGUUUCUGACACAAACAUCGCCAAAUGCAUUCGUAGGCUUAAGGAAACUGGAAACUCUGCUACUUAACAGAAACAGAUACCUCAGAAACGUAACUAUAAAUUCAGAAACUUUACUCUACUUGGAUAUUUCGGAUAGUUUUCUAGAAACACCUCCAUACGGAGCAAUGAAAUCGCUAGUGCAAUUAAAUCUAUAUGGAAAUAUUAUUAGGAUAUUAACAAACAAUAUUUUUGCUAAUAUGUCUAAUCUACGGGCGCUCAAUCUGUCCCUAAAUGCCAUCACUUCGAUCGAAGCAAACGCAUUCAGAGCACUAGAUGAAUUAAAAAUUUUGGAUUUGUCCUACAACAAAAUCAGCGUUAUUGAAGAAAGCACGUUUUUAUCCACAAAAUCGUUGCUUACGCUGGACAUAUCACAUAACUAUUUAACAUCAAUAGACAGUAUUACCAGUAUGUCUUUGAACGUACUGAACGUAGGCUACUGUGAAAUAAAAACCAUAGGAAAAUUCGCUUUGUCAACUUUGCCGAAGCUCACUAAGCUCUCGUUGCAAAGGAACUUCAUUUCGUACAUUCCCGACGAAUUGGUGGGAGGCAAACUAAGAAAUUUGGAUCUCAGCGAUUGUAGAAUAAAACUAAUCAACAACAUGACCUUUAAGAACAUGUGUUAUUUGCAAAUUUUAGAUUUGUCGAGCAAUCGCCUGACCUCCAUACAAUCGAGCAACUUCCCUCCCAGCUUAGCAAUACUCAAAUUAAAAGACAACCAAUGGAGAUGCGACUGUUCCGCGAUAAAAGACACAUUCGAGUGGUUACAAAACCACGAAUCAGACGCUGAGGAUUUAUUAUGCGAUUCUCCAGAAAACUUCGACGGCGAGACCUGGCAAGUAGCUUGCCAGGACUACUGGUACCCCACACCAGGAAAGAAAGACCACGUAUGGUGGUACUCCGUAGCUCUAAUCAUCUCCAUGAUUUUCCUCCUCUGCACGGUGAUAGCCCUAAGGAAAAUCAACGAAAUCCGAGAAAAACGAAUCAGGGAACUCGAAGAGACCAGGCGGCAAAACGAGAGGGAUGCCAGAGAAACGUUGCAAAGAAUGCGACAGAUGCACCGCGAUUACAGGGAAGAGACCAGCAGGAAUGCACCGGAUCCCAGGGAUAGCCAAGGCCCGCCAUCCUAUAACGAUGCUCUGCUGCUGCCGCGUCUCGACUCCUCGCAUCCCAGCCUGGCAGGAAGCCUGCAUAGCAUAGUAAGCAGCGUCCACGGCAGCAAUCCUGAUGUGACCAAGAAACCGAAAGUGAGGCGGAAACGGCGGAGGAGGCGAUCAGAUUCCGCCGAAAGAUUACCCAGGCGAUCGAUUGUGGAAGAUUCGAAUGAUUCAGAGCCGGAUCGAUCGCAAAGGCCUUUAGAAAGCGAUUUCUGAGCGCGCCCAAAGACUGUUUUGCUCUUUCGAAAAGUUGCACAUUGUUUAGAUUAACAUUAAUGAAGUGAAUUGGUAAAUUUCUAAUAGUAAAUAAUGUCCCUACAUGUUAUUUUUGUAUCAAGGCGAUCCAAUUAAUGCUGUUAACUGGGCUUUGUAUUAGGGGACAUAGCUAUAUUUAUCCUUGUAGUUUGACUAGUCAACAUGAUGGUUCACUUCUAAAAAUUAAACAAAAAAGUCUACUAGUAAUAACUUAUUUAUGUUAGAAUAAUCCUUUGCUAUUUGUAAAAUUUCUUGUGCUAUGUUCAAUUUAACUUGUGUAUUUAAUGUAACUAAAUAUAACGAUUGUUAAAAUUCAAAUUAAAAUUGCCACAUCCUGUAUGAGUAAAUUCAGAUUUUGUUAUAACAAAUUUAAUUUAUAUCAGAGUAUAAAAAUGCUAUUAAAUUAGUUUGUAUUAAUUUCCUUUCGAGCUUUAUUUGUUUAUUAAUACUCUGAAACGACUAGGAAUUUCUAAUUCGUAGUAGUUAUGAUAGCUUUAGGCUAAAUUUAUCAUAUCUUUUUAGCUGAUCUGAUAUGUUGCAUAUAAAAUUACAGCGUUUUUAAAUGAAAUACAUGUACUUAGAUUCUAAUUAGAUGUAAAAGUUGACGAAUGUAUUUUGUUAUCGAAAAUGACAUAUUUAUAAUUUUACUGGUUGUUGAUGUAUAGAUUAACAAU
Molecule: messenger RNA, 2873 nt
Organism: Phyllotreta striolata
Lineage: Eukaryota; Metazoa; Arthropoda; Insecta; Coleoptera; Chrysomelidae
Source: the annotation of a GenBank genome assembly